Messenger RNA from Paramecium octaurelia, 546 nucleotides. The record is from the annotation of a GenBank genome assembly. Lineage: Eukaryota; Ciliophora; Oligohymenophorea; Peniculida; Parameciidae.
AUGAUUAAUCAAUUUUUACGAAAUAUCAAAUUGCUUAAGAAUGUAAAGUAAUUGGUGUUAGGCAAUCCUACAGCUGAUAUGGAUUCAUGUGUUGGAUCAAUUCUUUUGUCCUAUCACAUGGCUGAAGUUCAUAUCCCAACAGCACCCAUCAUUAAUUAUAAUAGAUAAUCAUUUGGAUCUCAUUUUGAGACAGUCGAGUUAUUCCAUGUUGAUGAUUUGUUAUUUAUUAAUGAUGUGGAUUUAAAGUAAUAUGAUUUGAUUCUUUACGAUCACAACGACAUCAACUAUACAAAUAAUCAAAUCGGCUCUAUCUAUCAUCAUGAGGAUAAGGGAUAGCAUUUUACUCAAUUUAAAAAGAUAGAAAAAGUAGGCUCUGCAGUAACCUUGGUGGCAGAAUCUAUGGAAUUAGAAAAAAAUUACAAAUGCAAAUAGGAAAUUGGAGAAAUUGCAUAAUUGAUAAUGAAAACAAUAUUAAUAGAUACAUUCAAUUUUUAAUAAAACCAAUAUCAAAUUAGAUGGGUAGACUAAGAUAAAACAAAUUUUUGA